Molecule: messenger RNA, 1079 nt
Organism: Megalops cyprinoides (Indo-Pacific tarpon)
Lineage: Eukaryota; Metazoa; Chordata; Actinopteri; Elopiformes; Megalopidae
Product: hippocalcin-like protein 1
Exons: 5
Coding region: 421-1002 (193 amino acids)
Molecular function (GO): calcium ion binding
Source: RefSeq, a predicted model, not a curated record
GAUGCGCGUCGACGCUGCGCGGCCACGGAGAGAGUGAUGUUGCAUUAACAUUUGCACAGCGAUGCCAAUCAGCAGGGGCAGCAUCUGCUUAAAACCGCACCACGUAAUCCUACCGACACCCUCCCCUCCUUUUAAAUCCGCUCGCACGGCUCACCUUGCUUAAACCGAUACUUUCGGCCCCGUGGAACCGUGCGCCGAGGUUCGUUGUCUCGCGGGGCGUUUGAUGGUAGCAUGGUCUGAGGAGCACGGCAGUAGUAGUCAGUAUUUGAAGGAUCUUCCGGAAGGCUGCACACUCCAUCUCUCUCUCUCAGCACACACGCUCAAAGAUAUUUGCAUACAGAGAGUAAGCCGGGGGUACAUUGAACCAAGGAUUGACCAGGGGCCUCAGUGGUGUCGCCGCACACACAGAGACUUGUCGCCAUGGGAAAGCAGAACAGCAAACUCCGGCCAGAGAUGCUCCAGGACCUGAGGGAGAACACAGAGUUCUCUGACCACGAGCUGCAGGAGUGGUACAAGGGCUUCCUAAAGGACUGCCCCAGCGGAAACCUCAACGUGGAGGAGUUCAAGAAGAUCUACGCCAACUUCUUCCCCUACGGCGACGCCUCCAAGUUCGCUGAGCACGUCUUCCGCACCUUCGACACCAACGGCGAUGGGACGAUAGACUUCCGGGAGUUCAUCAUCGCGCUGAGCGUGACGUCACGCGGGAAGCUGGAGCAGAAGCUGAAGUGGGCCUUCAGCAUGUACGACCUGGAUGGCAACGGCUACAUCAGCCGGGAGGAGAUGCUGGAGAUUGUGCAGGCCAUCUACAAGAUGGUGUCUUCAGUGAUGAAGAUGCCAGAGGACGAGUCCACGCCAGAGAAGAGGACGGACAAGAUCUUCAGACAGAUGGACCUGAACAACGACGGCAAGCUCUCCCUGGAGGAGUUCAUCAAAGGUGCCAAAAGUGACCCCUCCAUCGUACGGCUACUGCAGUGUGACCCCAGCAGCGCGUCACAGUUCUGAGCAUCCCCCCGGAAACAGGGGAAUAUAAACACAAAAUGCAUGAAGGUUCCUGUCUUUUUUUGUGUAUCAGAGGGAAG